AUGCGCUGCCUGGCUCUGCUCGCGACCCUCAGCUCCCUCACUGCCGUGCUGUGCCGGAACCAGGAGGAGAAGCUGCUCAAUGACCUGAUGGCCAACUACAACCGCAACCUGCGCCCGGCCCAAUGGGAGGGCGACAUCAUUAAUGUCACGCUGAAGCUGACCCUCACCAACCUCAUCUCCCUGAACGAGCGGGAAGAGACCCUCACCACCAACAUCUGGAUUGAGAUGAAGUGGUGCGAUUAUCGGCUGCAGUGGGAUCCUGACGAAUAUGACAACAUCCAGAUACUGAGGGUGCCCUCCACCGAGGUGUGGCUGCCGGACAUCGUCCUGGAGAACAACAUCGACGGGGUGUUUGAGAUCACCCUGUACUGCAACACGCUGCUGGAUUCCAAUGGCUGCCUCCUGUGGAUGCCGCCCGCCAUCUACCGCACCUCCUGCGCCAUCUUCGUCACCUACUUCCCCUUCGACUGGCAGAACUGCUCCAUGGUGUUUCAGUCCCAGACCUACAGCGCCAAUGAAAUUAACCUGCUGCUGAUGGUGGAAGAUGGGCAGACCAUUGAGUGGAUCGUCAUCGACCCCGAAGCUUUCACAGAGAACGGGGAGUGGGCAAUCAAGCACCGGCCGGCCAAGAAGAUCGUGAACGCUGAGCGCUUCACCCCGGAUGACUUGGGUUACCAGCAGGUCGUCUUCUACCUGAUCAUCCAGAGGAAACCGCUCUUCUAUGUCAUCAACAUCAUUGUGCCCUGCGUGCUCAUCUCCUCCGUGGCUGUGCUGGUGUAUUUCCUGCCUGCCAAAGCGGGCGGCCAGAAAUGCACAGUCUCCAUAAACGUCCUCCUGGCCCAGACCGUCUUCCUCUUCCUGAUCGCACAGAAGGUGCCCGAGACUUCCGAUGCUAUGCCUCUCAUUGGCAAGUACCUGACCUUUCUCCUGGUGGUGACGGUGGUGAUCGUGGCAAAUGCCGUCAUUGUGCUGAACAUCUCGCUGAGGACCCCCAAUACGCACUCCAUGUCGCAGAAAGUGCGGCAGAUCUGCCUGCAGCGGCUGCCCCACUUCCUGGGGAUGCACAUGCGCCGCAGCGACAUGGCCCCCCGUCCGCUGAUGGCCCGGCGCCGCAGCUCCCUGGGGCUGAUGGUGAAGGCUGACGAGUACAUGCUGUGGAAGGCCCGGACGGAGCUGAUCUUUGAGAAGCAGAAGGAGAGAGCCGGGCUGAUGAAGGCUGUCCUGGAAAAGAUCGGGAAAGGCCUGGAAAACGGGUGCUCCCAGGAUCUCUGUCACAGCUUGGUGCAGGCUGGUCCCGAGAUCCGGGCCUGCGUGGACGCCUGCAACCACAUUGCCAAGACGCUGCAGGAGCAGAACGACUUUGACAACGAGAACGAGGAGUGGAUCCUGGUGGGGAGAGUCAUCGACCGCGUCUGCUUCUUGGUCAUGGCCUCGCUCUUCGUCCUGGGGACGGUCAGCAUCUUCCUGAUGGCCCAUUUCAACCAGGCGCCAGCCGCGCCCUUUCCCGGGGACCCCAAGCACUACUUGCCGUAGCGCCUCGCUUGGGGUGGGCGAGCCCAGGAUGUCUGCACGAGAGCCUCGCCCCACAGCUCUGCCACGGGAGGCUGAGCCCUCCCUGCACGGCGGCGGGGGGAACCCUGGGCUCCAUGAACCAAGGCACCGGGUCCCAGGCGGGGCUCACAGAGCUGCUGCAGGGUGGAGCCUGCGGCUGCACCCGCCCGCUGGACCCUUCAGCUGGGGCUGCUCGUGGGAGCCGCAGAUGGAGACGACCCGGACCGCCGGGAGAGAUGGCAGCGAAACUGGAGAGUCCGGAGCCUGCCACGCCCGCGCUGCAGCCCUCUUGCUUGCCUCAUUUACAUGGAAAGGGCAAGUGAGCUGAAGGGCGCUGGCUGAAUCUGGGCUCCCCCAAACACUGCAGCUGGCAGCUCUGGCACCCCAGGGGACAAGGAGCCUGUCUGUCCCCGUGGGUAGCUACGUGGCGACGGCCCAGCGAGGGGAGUGGGGCAGGUUCGCGUGGGUUUGGCGGGAGAUCUCGGGCAGCCGCGUGUGUUUCAUAUGAGCCAGGCGUGGGAGUAAACACCACUGCGUUUC
Messenger RNA from Dermochelys coriacea (leatherback sea turtle), 2091 nucleotides. RefSeq names its product cholinergic receptor nicotinic gamma subunit (gene CHRNG). Bases 1 to 1533 code for a protein of 510 amino acids. Gene Ontology annotation, molecular function: transmembrane signaling receptor activity; acetylcholine-gated monoatomic cation-selective channel activity. The record is from RefSeq and is a predicted model, not a curated record. Gene Ontology annotation, biological process: monoatomic ion transmembrane transport; regulation of membrane potential; chemical synaptic transmission. The transcript has 12 exons. Gene Ontology annotation, cellular component: synapse; neuron projection; postsynaptic membrane. NCBI's taxonomy places the organism in Eukaryota, Metazoa, Chordata, Testudines, Dermochelyidae.